CGUUCUCCUUUCAGAAAUAAUGUGACAAGUUUUACUAUAAUCAAGAAAAAAGGAAAAUUUCACAAAACCUUGGCCAUAGAUGAAGCAACCAAGUCCAUCAAAGAUGGCAACAGUAUUGUAUUUCUAACUGAUCUUCAUCUCACUGCACCUCAUGAUAUUUUUGAGAGUGUCAGAAAACACACUAUUAAAGGAUUGAUGGCUUUUACACCUUUUACGUUUCGUUUAUCACAUUGUUCUCGGCCACCGACHGAACAGUCUCCAAUUGUUAAUGGUCACUGGGAGACCGGAGGUUUUGGGAUAUUCAGUACCUACAAGAGUGACUGGGACAACUUUGGAGGAGUAAAUGUGAAGGAAUACAAACACAAAUGGGGAGGGGAAGACUGGGAAAUGGUAGACAGRGUCUUGGCGAAAGGAAUUGAAAUAGAACUACAAAGGCUACCAAAUUUCUACCAUUUUUACCAUGACAAACAGGGAAUGUGGCAAGAAGCUCGUUAAUCUUAAAAAUAUAUUGGUAGAUAUAUAAGAGACUACACUUAGGUUCAGUAUUUGAUGGUGAGAUUGUGCAGUAUUGACAAAUAUAACUUUCCAUAUUGUUAAGCCACAAAAAAGGAUGGAUUGCCACACUUUAAACUGAACUUUACGAUCUUAGAGCCUUCUACACUUGCUUUGUGGACCAUCGCUUGUGUAAGUGACGUGAUAAAAAUGGCAUAUGAAGUCUAUAACCGGGCAAACGUCCUAGAGAUGUGCCUUCUUCACAAUGAACUUCAUGUAUAUCUCAAUAUCGCUCAUUACUUAAAUAUGUUUUUAAUAUCUGUAUUUAAGAACUUCGAAGUUGUGUACGYGAAUGUAUUCAUUUAGAAACGAUUAAGUUCUUGACUCGCAGCUAGAUUUGAUGGGUAGCGGUUGUUUACCAGGAGGCUUUACGCGUCCCUACGAUCAUUUUGAAUUAUGUUAUACUCACACCAARGAAUUAAUUAAUAAAUUAAAUGACGUGCUACUGAAAAUACUUAACAAAGUCAGGAACACAUAAUGASAAUAAAAACUGAUCCUUACUCUC
Messenger RNA from Exaiptasia diaphana, 1057 nucleotides. Its product is annotated as N-acetyl-beta-glucosaminyl-glycoprotein 4-beta-N-acetylgalactosaminyltransferase 1. Gene Ontology annotation, cellular component: Golgi cisterna membrane. Gene Ontology annotation, molecular function: acetylgalactosaminyltransferase activity. The transcript has 3 exons. The annotation marks the transcript as partial. Lineage: Eukaryota; Metazoa; Cnidaria; Anthozoa; Actiniaria; Aiptasiidae. The record is from RefSeq and is a predicted model, not a curated record.